Molecule: messenger RNA, 1262 nt
Organism: Drosophila rhopaloa
Lineage: Eukaryota; Metazoa; Arthropoda; Insecta; Diptera; Drosophilidae
Gene: HP1b
Product: chromobox protein homolog 3
Exons: 1
Coding region: 116-841 (241 amino acids)
Biological process (GO): chromatin organization; negative regulation of transcription by RNA polymerase II
Cellular component (GO): nucleus; pericentric heterochromatin
Molecular function (GO): chromatin binding
Source: RefSeq, a predicted model, not a curated record
GGAGUUGCGCAUCUCCAACUCUUCUUCUUUCACCUACAAAUCGCACCAAAUUUUUUGUAACGCCGAGAAAAACAAUAAAUACACAUUUCAAACGAUAAAGUAAACGGAUCUAACAAUGGCCGAAUUCUCAGUGGAACGCGUGGAGGACAAGCGAACGGUGAACGGACGCACGGAAUACUACCUGAAGUGGAAAGGCUAUCCGCGGAGCGAGAACACUUGGGAGCCGGUGGAGAACCUCGACUGUCCGGAUUUAAUCGCCAACUUUGAGGAAUCGCUGAAGAACAACAAGAAGGAGACCAAGAAGCGCCUGUCCACCUCCUCCACGCCAGACUCCAUCCGCAGCAAGCGCAAGAGCUUCCUGGAGGACGAUACCGAGGAGCAGAAGAAGCUAAUUGGCUUCGAGCGCGGUCUAGAGCCAUCGAAGAUCCUGGGCGCCACCGACUCCUCAGGCCACCUGAUGUUCCUGAUGAAGUGGAAAGGCAGCGACCAUGCAGACCUGGUGCCGGCCAAGCUGGCCAAUAUGCGAUGUCCCCAGGUGGUAAUCCAGUUCUACGAGGAGCGCCUUACCUGGCACACGGGCAGUGGCAAUGGCAAUGGCAACGGCAGCUCCGGCAAUCUUACGUCGGGCGGCCUGGGCUCCGGUGGAGGCAGUGGCGCCGGCGACGACACUGCUCCUGGCAGCGUGGGUACCACCGGCGGCGGUAGCAAUGCCGAGGGCGUUGACGAGGAGGAUCCGGAGCAGGAACCGGCCAGCCCCAUUGGCAGCAUCAACCAGGACGAGAACGCUAAGCCGGAGGAGAGCAGCGAGUUGGACAACGGCCAACUGGAUGCCGAUGACUAGUUGGGAGGGCGAGGUCUCCAACUUCGACUCCAGAUGGCUGUUUCGGAUUUGCCCGCUUGUGUGGAUACAUACACGCCGUCUCUACAAACAUACGAUAUAUACAUAUUUGGUAGCGUAGCCCUUAAGAUCGAUUUACUAAAGCUCUGAGGGAGCUCAAAUUCGCGGUAGUACAUAUAAAAUGUGACUUUUUUUUAUCUCCAUAUUUUAGUUUUAAAGUCCCAUGAAAGUUUUAGGACCAUAAAUCGCAGUGUAAAAUACAAUUGUCCUUGCGUACAUGUGUCCGUGAGUGUAUGUUGAAAAGGACGAAUAGGGACCGGCCACAAGACUCCCCAUAAAGCAGCUAGAGUUAGGGAUCCCGACCAUCCCGUAAACUAAGUUUUGACCACUGUAAAGUAAUAAAGUUUGCACAUUCUCAAACGGA